AUGACGAUAUUCUAUGAAGGGUCAUUGCAGGAGGGCAUUGCUCUCGCUGUGAGGGAGGCAAAGGCGGUGGUUUGUUUUGUUCGAGAUGAUGCCCAGCUGAGCUCGACUUGGGAGGAGGAGUUCUUCUCAGACAAUGAGGUUGUGCAAGCUCUCGGCGAUAAGUCAGUGUUGUUGCGCCUGACUGCUGGAACCCAGGAAGCCGGAUUUCUGAGCUCAUUCUGUCCCAUUGCCGAAUUCCCGGCUCUAAUUGUUAUCAAGAAUGGCAAGAUGGAGGAGUAUCUGCUGCCAGGAGUAUCGAAGGACGAAUUCAAGAGCCGGAUUAUUGCAGUAUUGGGUGAACAGAAGGCCUAUACUCCCGUUCCAGCUCAGCGACUACAAGCCAGCAUACCCGCCGUGAAUACCAACUCGUCUUCUUCCGACCAGGCUACUAUACCCCUCGCCCCCAUUAGUGCCCCGGCCUACAGGCGGCCAUCGCAAAGCACAUCUGCUCCACAAAGACCACAAGAAAGCGCGAAGCCGACGAAGCAACCAGCCAAGCAGGAAACAGCAAAGCCUACACCUCCAAAGCCCCAACCAGUGAGACAAGAUAAAGGGAAGACACCGGCCCAUGUGCUAGAGAAGACAGCCACAACAUCUCAGAAAUCGACCAAGCCAGCAAUUCGCAAGCCCCCCGCGCCUACCGUUGAAGAUGAGGAACCGAAACCUCAACCACCAGCUCCGAAGGGACCUCCCAGCCAGUAUCGACUCCAAGUACGCCUAUUCGACGGCCGUUCCAUCCGAUCAAGCUUCACCCCGACCCAAACAAUACGCAAAGACGUCCGCCCAUGGCUAGACGAACAAAUGACCGAGGACAAACGACCUUACAACCUCAAACACAUCCUCACCCCGCUACCCAGCCGCACGCUCUCCGUAGCCGAAGAAUCCCAAGCCCUCCAAGAAAUCGGCCUCGAUUCAACUGCAACCCUGGUCAUGGUCCCUGUCGCUUCAUACACGGAGGCUUACACCUCCGCGGCAGCCAGCUUGCCUGCGCGUGGUAUUUCUGCAGUCUACAAUGUGGUUUCGUCCGUUGCAAGCUCGGCUACUAGUCUAGUUGGCUCGUUUAUUGGGUAUGGAUCUAGUGCACCGGAAAGUAGCCCGCAGCCUUCGCCGCCUAGUCCUCCACCGAGUGAGAAUACUCGACGACCGCGAACGGGUGGAUUGAAUAUUCGGACGCUGCGUGAUCAACAGAAUGAACGUGAUGACAGUCAAUUUUACAAUGGGAAUCAGUUGAACUUUGAGCCGCGGGAUCAGAAUCGCAAGGAUGACUGA
Molecule: messenger RNA, 1308 nt
Organism: Penicillium cataractarum
Lineage: Eukaryota; Fungi; Ascomycota; Eurotiomycetes; Eurotiales; Aspergillaceae
Product: UBX domain-containing protein
Exons: 5
Coding region: 1-1308 (435 amino acids)
Molecular function (GO): protein binding
Source: RefSeq, a predicted model, not a curated record